This is a messenger RNA of Tetranychus urticae (two-spotted spider mite), 1218 nucleotides long. RefSeq names its product vacuolar protein sorting 29 (gene Vps29). Gene Ontology annotation, cellular component: retromer complex. The record is from RefSeq and is a predicted model, not a curated record. Lineage: Eukaryota; Metazoa; Arthropoda; Arachnida; Trombidiformes; Tetranychidae. Gene Ontology annotation, biological process: retrograde transport, endosome to Golgi.
UCAUAUUACAAAGAUGGCGUUUCUUGAAUGUGGUGAGAUUUGAAUUGGAAAAUUGCAAUCAAAUCAGACUAAAAUUAGUUAAUUUUUUGAUCAUUUUAAUUCAAAUAACUCACAAUUUUUAAUUUUAAGAAAUCUCAAGCCCUUAAUAGGGUACUGCCAUCUAGCUAAUUUUUUGUUGUAACACACUUCACUCUUGUUGUUCAAUCUUUAUUUGUAAAGAGGCGUUUUCAUCUGUCAAUUGUGCUUUUUUAUUCCGAAUUAUUGAAUUAAUUCAACUUUAAUCAUGUUAGUCCUAGUUCUUGGUGAUACUCACAUUCCAUACCGAUCGCAUAAUCUUCCAAGUAAAUUUAAGAAACUACUGGUUCCAGGUCGUAUUCAUCAUAUUCUUUGCACCGGUAACUUGUGCACCAAAGAGACAUAUGAUUACCUGAAAACAUUAGCUUCUGAUGUUCAUGUUGUUAGAGGAGAUUUUGAUGACAUUGGUUUAAAUUAUCCAGAGCAAAAAGUUGUCACAGUGGGACAGUUUCGUAUUGGACUUUGUCAUGGUCAUCAAAUAGUACCCUGGUCAGACGCAAAGAGUUUAGCUCUUCUCCAAAGACAACUUGAUGUUGAUAUACUCAUAACUGGACAUUCCCAUAAAUUUGAAGCCUAUGAAAGAGAUGGAUGUUUCUAUAUUAACCCAGGAUCAGCUACCGGAGCUUAUGGACCUCUUGAUAGUAAGGUUAUUCCGUCUUUUGUGCUAAUGGACAUUCAAUCAACAUCGGUAGUCAUCUAUAUUUACCAGUUGAUCGAUGAUGAAGUGAAGGUCGAAAGAAUUGAACACAAAAAGCCAUAGUUCUUAAAAUUUCUAACAUGAACCUCCUGUCAAUUUACCUGCUGUUUACAUUUUUUGCAAUCUCUGUAAAAUUUAUCUCGUUAUAUUAACAAGUAUCAAAAAAAGGAUAAAAUAUUCGCAUGAUAUUCAAGGGAUUGUGAUUUUUUGUUUAUCAAGUCGUGGACAUAAUUUAUUUUUGCUAUUGGAGCUCAAUUUACCAUGAGUCUGCUAUUUGAAAUCAAAAGGACAAACAAUUGGAUCGAUUGAUGCCUUGUAUGCUAAAUACGCCUAGCUCUAAUGAUAUAGUAAUCUUAUACAGCAUUGUGUGAAGUCGAUAAUAUUGAGAAACUCACAGUUCCAAAUCCAUAUUUUCUCAGUUACAAAAUGAAUUUAUUCAUGGUUUA